CAGGGCGCGAUGGUGCGGCGCGUGGCCGUCGUGGGCGCCGGCGUGAGCGGGCUGGCUGCCAUCAAGUGCUGCCGGGAAGAGGGGCUGGAGCCCACCUGCUUCGAGAGGAGCGAGGACAUCGGCGGGCUGUGGCGCUACGCAGAGCAUGCCGAGGAGGGCCGAGCCAGCAUCUACCGCACGGUCUUCACCAACUCCUGCAAAGAGAUGAUGUGCUACCCUGACUUCCCCUUCCCUGAUGAUCACCCCAAUUACAUGCACAACACGAAGCUCCAGGAGUAUAUCUGGAAGUUCGCCGAGCACUUUGAUCUGCUCCGGCACAUCCGCUUCAAGACUCUGGUCACCAAAAUAAAAAAACGCCCUGACUUUUCUGUUACGGGCCAAUGGGAUGUGGUUACGGAAAAGGAAGGGAAGAAAGAGACGGAGGUGUUUGAUGCUGUUAUGAUCUGUUCUGGGCAUCACGUCUACCCAAAUUUCCCCGCUGCCAGCUUCCCAGGCAUACAGAAGUUUAAAGGCAGCUAUUUCCACAGCCGAGAGUACAAGGAGCCAGAAAAAUUCAGAGGGAAGAAAGUGCUAGUGAUAGGCUUGGGCAACUCAGGCUGUGACAUUGCUGCAGAGCUCAGCACUGUGGCAUCACAGGUCUACGUGAGCUCCAGAAGUGGUUCGUGGGUAAUGAGUCGUGUUUGGGAGCACGGUUACCCAUGGGAUAUGAAGAUCGUCACUCGCUUCCAGACCUGGCUGGGGACCGUCCUUCCCAGGGCACUCAGUGACUGGUUGUAUGUGAGGAGAAUGAACUGGCCAUUCAAGCAUGAGAACUUUGGCCUCAUGCCACUAGAUGGGACUCUCCGUAAAGAGCCAGUGUUCAAUGAUGACCUCCCAAGCCGCAUUGCAUGUGGUGUUGUGGUGGUGAAGCCUAAUGUGAAGGAAUUCAGAGAAACAUCUGUCUUGUUCCAAGAUGGGACCGUGCAGGAAGAUGUGGAUGUGGUCAUCUUUGCUACUGGCUACAGCUUUUCCUACCCUUUCAUGGAGGAUGACUCCAUCAUCAAAGUCAAGGACAAUGUCACUCUUUACAAAAGCAUCCUCCCUCCUCAGCUGGAGAAGCCAACCUUGGCAGUCAUUGGACUAGUCCAAUCCCUUGGAGCCAUCAUCCCUACAUCAGAUCUCCAGUGUCGCUGGGCAGUUAAGGUGUUUCAGGGGCUGUGCAAACUGCCUUCAAUGAGUGAGAUGAUGGACGACAUUGAUGAGAAGUCAGGGAAGAAGCUCAAAUGGUAUGGGAGCAGCAACACUCUGCAGAUGGAUUAUGUCACCUACAUGGAUGAGCUGGCCACUGCCAUUGGUGUAAAACCCAACCUGCUCAAGCUGCUGUUGACAGACCCACGGCUGGCACUGGAGGUCUUCUUUGGCCCUUGCACUCCUUAUCAGUUUCGGCUGAUGGGGCCAGGAAAGUGGAGCGGUGCCCGGAGAGCCAUCCUAACACAGUGGGACCGGACGCUGGGCGUCACACGGACACGGGUGGCCCCUACCACCUCUGUGACCUUCCCCAUUCUGGUGAUGCUGAAGAUGCUCUUCCUCCCGCUACUCCUUGUGGCCAUCCUCGCUGCCUUUUACUGUUAGGAGAUGCUUGAUGAGGAGCUGCCAUGUGGCAAGUGGUGUUACCCUGAAACAGUCCAUGAAGUCUUGACCAAUGGAUAAAAUGCCAUCUCUAUGGCAUAAAGUCUUCUUAGACUUGGAAGCCUUCUCAGCUGGGUCUAGGGCAGCGUGUAAAUCCUGAGUCUAGUAACGCUGGUUAUUUUAUUCCUCAAAACAUGGCCCAGAAAUGGGUUCACAGGUUUUAAAUCUCUCCAUCUCCCAUCUCCUUUCCCAGUGAAAGCCUGGAGCUAACAUGUUUGUUUUGCUGUGAAGCCUGUCCUUUGGGUGAAACUAGCUCAGUUUAGUCGGUACCUCUGAUAAAUAAAUGUUCUCAUAAAUAAA
Molecule: messenger RNA, 1968 nt
Organism: Nothoprocta perdicaria
Lineage: Eukaryota; Metazoa; Chordata; Aves; Tinamiformes; Tinamidae
Product: dimethylaniline monooxygenase [N-oxide-forming] 3-like
Exons: 8
Coding region: 10-1611 (533 amino acids)
Molecular function (GO): N,N-dimethylaniline monooxygenase activity; NADP binding; flavin adenine dinucleotide binding
Source: RefSeq, a predicted model, not a curated record